Molecule: messenger RNA, 669 nt
Organism: Lathyrus sativus (Indian pea)
Lineage: Eukaryota; Viridiplantae; Streptophyta; Magnoliopsida; Fabales; Fabaceae
Source: the annotation of a GenBank genome assembly
AUGAAACUUUUCUAUUUUUUCAUUGCUUUCUUGGCUUUUGCAUCCUCUACUGCUUUUGCCUAUGACCCCAGCCCCCUCCAAGACUUCUGUGUUGCAAUCAACGAUACCAAAACUGGUGUUUUCGUGAAUGGAAAAUUUUGCAAAGACCCUAAGCUUGCAAAUGCUGAAGAUUUCUUCCUUCAAGGAUUAGGACCGGGAAACACUUCAAAUCCACUCGGUUCAAAAGUAACUGCAGUUACAGUUAACGAAAUACUAGGACUUAACACACUUGGUAUAUCUUUAGCUCGCAUCGAUUUUGCACCUAAAGGUCUAAACCCUCCUCACACGCACCCUCGAGGAACCGAGAUUCUUGUAGUUGUGGAAGGCACACUAUACGUAGGUUUCGUAACCUCCAAUCAAAACAAUAACACUCUCAUCUCGAAAGUAUUGAACAAAGGCGAUGUGUUUGUGUUCCCAAUCGGUCUCAUUCACUUUCAGUUAAAUGUGGGUUACGGCGACGCGGUUGCCAUUGCUGGACUUAGCAGCCAAAACCCUGGAGUGAUUACGAUCGCAAAUGCGGUGUUUGGAUCUAAACCACCAAUUUCCUUGGAGGUUCUCACCAAAGCUUUUCAAGUGGAGGGGAAUGUAAUCGAUUAUCUUCAAAAGCAAUUCUGGUACGACAAUAACUAA